This is a messenger RNA of Sebastes umbrosus (honeycomb rockfish), 1265 nucleotides long. Its product is annotated as protein YIPF6-like. Lineage: Eukaryota; Metazoa; Chordata; Actinopteri; Perciformes; Sebastidae. The record is from RefSeq and is a predicted model, not a curated record. Gene Ontology annotation, cellular component: membrane; trans-Golgi network. Gene Ontology annotation, biological process: endoplasmic reticulum to Golgi vesicle-mediated transport. The coding region runs from base 224 to 919 and encodes 231 amino acids. The transcript is spliced from 2 exons.
AGUAAACAACCCGCAGCUGACGUGGAGCUGCAGAGUGUCUGAAACCGAACAGGACAAACUGAACGAUCUGGAUGAUCUGGAGCUGAACCAGCUGCUCUAGAGGAACAUCACCGCUCCAGUUGAUGUGUAGUGUUCGUGUUUACUAACUGAACCCUGCUGGUGUCGGUUAAACUCUCUGGAUUAACAGUUAAACCUCGUUUAGAGCCGGAACCAGCAGGAUAAGAUGGCUGCUGCUGCGGAGGAGGCCAGCAGACCGUUCGCUGGACUCUCUGAUGUCUCCAUCUCAGAGGACAUCCCGGUGGAAGGAGACAUCUCUGUCCCUCUGGGUCCGUCCAGCAGCAGGCGGGACGACGAGCUGUCCACGCUGGACGAGCCGGUGAAGGAGACCAUCCUGCGGGACCUGAGAGCGGUGGGGCAGAAGUUCAUCCACGUCCUGUACCCGAAGAGGAGCUCCGCUCUGCUGCGGGACUGGGACCUCUGGGGGCCCCUGCUGCUCUGCGUGACGCUGGCGCUGCUGCUGCAGGGAGGGGCCGCGGACAGCGAGGCUCAGGGGGGGCCACAGUUCGCCGAGGUCUUCGUCAUCGUCUGGUUCGGCUCCAUCAUCAUCACCCUGAACUCCAAGCUGCUGGGCGGCACCAUCUCCUUCUUCCAGAGCCUGUGCGUGUUGGGAUACUGCAUCCUGCCCCUGACGGCGGCCAUGGCCGUGUGCCGGAUCGUCCUGGUCGGCGGCUCGGGGACGGUGAGCUUCGCCGUGCGUCUGGUGGUGGUGACGGCGUCCUUCGGCUGGUCCACCUUCGCCUCCACGGCCUUCCUCGCCGACAGCCAGCCGGCCAACCGCAAGGCGCUGGUGGUGUACCCGGUGUUCCUCUUCUACUUCGUCAUCGGGUGGAUGAUCCUGACGUUCUCGCCGUCACAGUAGAGGAGAAACUAAAGGGAGCGUUUGUUGAACGGACAAAGGUGAGGGAGGUUUUUGUGGAGUGAAAGAACUCAAACAAACACCGGUAUCUGCCUUGGAACGAAGAUGAAUGACUACUGACGUGACUGUGAGUGUUUCUGGGCCUCUGAUGAAGCAUUUAGACUCACAGGACACCAAAAUAAUUCCCUUCAGGUGAAGCUCAGAUUCAGAGAAAUCCGGUGGACGCUGUGAUGCAGAUGGAGAGUUAAAAAGCUGAUGAAUAAGUUCACAUUUAGGAGCCUUGUAAAAAAAAAAAAAAAAAAGGUCCAUAAGCUUGUAUAUAGAAAUGCUCUAUGAAUGUUUGAACUCC